Pseudocercospora fijiensis CIRAD86 is the source of this 739-nucleotide messenger RNA. RefSeq lists its product as uncharacterized. Bases 266 to 739 code for a protein of 157 amino acids. The transcript has 8 exons. Lineage: Eukaryota; Fungi; Ascomycota; Dothideomycetes; Mycosphaerellales; Mycosphaerellaceae. The record is from RefSeq and is a predicted model, not a curated record.
CCUGAGCUGCGUAUUCGGGGUAGUGCUGGCCAUAGUCCUUGACGUGGUAACUUGGUUUUUGGGUGCUGUUCAUCUCUGGCGGAGGAGUGAGCGCACGGUUGAAAUCUGGCCGCGAGGCGUGGGAGGUCCAGUUUGAUCGCGCGUGUUGAUAGGUCUGGAGAGAAGCGGGCGGUGGUUGGUCUUUCGAAGAGACGAAGGGGUCUCUGAAGCGGAUUGCUGAGUUGGCAUACAUGUGGAGCGACGGUACAGGGUCGGUCAUGGAGAAAUGGCGAAGCUGAGGACACGCGUGGUGCUGGUGAAGCAGGAGCAGCAGGAAGGUAAGAGUGAGGACAAUAGAAGUGGAUAUGGCAAGGCAAGUUCGAGCGUACCAGAGCCAGAGCCAGAGCCAGCGCCGGGGCUGUGGCAGCAGGUAGCAGGUGGCAGCAGCAGCAGGUACUACUACGACCGUACGGACGGCGAGGGAGGCGGCAGUGAGGUAUGCGUGCGAGAUGUACGAAUGCCUCCACAACCGACACAGGCGGCAGGACGGAUGGAGAGGGAGAGCGCGCCAGUGCAUGCUCCUAGCGUCAGUAGUGAUCAAGGUCUAGAGAGGCAGAGCCAUGCCAUCAUGGCGUCGGGGCACGAAGCACACGGAAGGAAGGAAAAGGUACACUGCCCUGAGAGCUACAGAUGUCCAUACACGCACGGUGUACACCCUAUGACCAUACACGGGACACAGAUUAAUCAGCUGCGGGGCUAA